Molecule: messenger RNA, 1087 nt
Organism: Verruconis gallopava
Lineage: Eukaryota; Fungi; Ascomycota; Dothideomycetes; Venturiales; Sympoventuriaceae
Exons: 2
Coding region: 135-839 (234 amino acids)
Biological process (GO): protein ubiquitination
Source: RefSeq, a predicted model, not a curated record
GUCCAUUCAAGAAUAUAUCAAUCGAUUCCACAUCUGUCGUGUACGGAGCCUGUGGGAUUGCAUUUUGUCCCCCUUAAGCUUUCCCUUCUCCCCAAAGCCUGAUUCAUCGUCGUUUGAGCAGAGACCUCAACGUCAUGGAUGACAAGUCCAAGCUGGCCGCGGUCGCCAUUCGAAGUGCUAGAGCCCUCAGUCCAGCACAGCCACCUUCAGGAACCCCAAUAAGCUCGACCUCGCCCAGCGCAAUCACGAAGAUAGCCCUGUGCUUCGUUGGCGCCUUGCUGCUGCUUGUAUUCCUCAUGGCUCUUGGCUACUACCUGCGGCACCCCGUAUCUCCAGUCGUGAGGACCGGAGACUGGCAAAACUUCCUGGGAAACGCGCCACCAAGUGCUUCGGCCGCAGGAAGGAGGGGCAGCAAUCGCUCGAAGUUGAACCACGUGGUGACCUUGGCGACUCUUGACAGCAAAGUUCCUGCAUUCAGAUACGGGGAACCAGGUUCAAAGGCUCGUGAAUUCGUCACUAAGCGCGAAACGGACGUGGAAGAAGCCAAAGUGUCCUGCUCCAUCUGCUUGGAGGUCUUUGACCACGACACAUUCGUCCGAAGAUUGAUGUGCGAGCACAUAUUCCACGCUUCGUGUGCUGAGAAUUGGCUUUGCUACCGCUCCAGUCGUUGUCCAGUGUGCAGAGCGGAUUGCUUCAGUGUUGACAAAGGCGACCUUGUCGGUAGUCGAAACCACGCUGAAGGCGUCGAGGAAAGUAUCGUUCUGCAAUCGUUAAGUCCGGUCCAUCUUCAGCCACCUGAUCAUACUAGUCAACAAGCAAGGGCACCUAGGGGAAAGUGAAUCGGAAGACGGGUGCACAGAGGAAACGAUGGCCAGAAGCAAGACUGAAAAGAUGCGACAUACUGGUUUCUUUCCAGGGACGGAAAGACAUACAGGUUGCAAUGAUCACGGAAGUGCGGCACAACUACGCAACACCCAACAGAACAACAAAAAAAGGCCCCGGAAUGACUCACAAAUGGUUGUGAAGGACUGUGAUGAACUUCCUAGGUUAUUGUUUGCCACUAUGGAAAAAAAAAAAAGAGCAGGCG